Molecule: messenger RNA, 1704 nt
Organism: Microthlaspi erraticum
Lineage: Eukaryota; Viridiplantae; Streptophyta; Magnoliopsida; Brassicales; Brassicaceae
Source: the annotation of a GenBank genome assembly
AUGGCUUUCGCAAGAUUCAUUGCCCAAAUAAUCAGGUUGAGAGCGCAUUUCCCUGAUUAUGCCAUAAAGAAAGUCAGGCUUGAUAAUGCUGGUGAAUUCACUUCAGCAGCCUUUAAUGACUUUUGUAUGUCUGUGGGAAUCGAUGUUGAACAUCCGGUUCCGCACGUUCAUACGCAAAAUGGCAUGGCUGAGUCAUUAAUAAAGCGGUUGCAGUUAAUUGCAAGACCGUUAAUCUUGAGAACAAAACUCCCAAUCACUGUAUGGGGACAUGCAAUAUUGCAUGCGGGAGCCUUGGUUCAAGUGAGACCAAGUGCUUAUAAUAAAUUUUCGCCCAUACAGUUGGCAUUUGGAAAUAUGCCAAAUAUAUCCCAUCUCCGGGUAUUCGGGUGUGCGGUCUAUAUCCCAAUAGCGCCACCACAGAGAUCAAAAAUGGGACCACAGAGGAGAUUGGGAAUAUAUGUCGGGUAUUCGUCCCCUAGUAUAAUAAGGUAUCUUGAACCGGCAACUGGUGAUAUGUUUACGGCACGAUUUGCCGAUAGCCACUUUGAUGAAAAUGAAUUCCCUGCGUUAGGGGGAGGGUCGAGAGAAUCACCAAAUGAUAUCACCUGGUGUACACACUCUUUGGCUUAUCUUGAUCCUCCUUCUAAUCAACGCGAGGUGGAAGUUCAGAAAAUUAUACAUAUGCAAAGAUUGGCUAACCAGUUGCCCGAUGCGUUCACAGAUACGAAAAGGGUGACGAAGUCCUAUAUCCCCGCUGCUAAUGCUCCAUCAAAAAUAGAAGUUCCUCAUGAACAUUUUGAUGUGAAUAGAGCAAGUGAACCGGUUCCUGAUGAACCGAAAUGUCUUGAAGACAUUUCCGAACAGGUUCUUGUAGAACCUGAUAAAGAGGUUCGUCAAGAUGACGAACCAGAGACAGAAAAAUUUGAGAUCUUCAUCUCCUUCGCCCAAAGUGGAAAAAUAUGGGCUAGAAGUGAAAUAGAUGAUGAUGAAAUGUUCUCUUUUUCUGUAGCUAAAGAGAUCGAUCAUGAAAAUGAUGAUCCAGAUCCAACUUCCGUGUCAGAGUGCCAAAAGAGGCCGGACUGGGAGAAAUGGCAAAUGGCCAUGAAGAAUGAAAUAUUCUCUCUCAAUAAACGGACUGUAUUCGGACCGAUAAUCAUUAUACCAAAAGAUGUAAUGCCGGUUGGAUACAAAUGGGUUUUUGUAAGAAAAAGAAAUGAGAAAAACGAAGUCACAAGAUAUAAAGCUCGUCUUGUGGCUCAAGGUUUUUCUCAAAGACCGGGGAUAGAUUAUGAAGAAACAUAUUCCCCGGUAAUGGAUGCAAUCACCUUCAGGUACUUAAUGAGCCUAACGGCUUCUAAUAAUUUAGAGAUGUACCUGAUGGAUGUUGUGACUGCAUACCUAUAUGGCUCACUUGAUAGUGAGAUAUAUAUGAAAAUUCCUGAGGGAUUUAAGAUCCCAGAAGGGUCAAAGAUGCCUGAAGCAUCUAAAGAGCUUUGUUCGGUCAAACUCCAGCGAUCACUUUAUGGAUUAAAACAAUCCGGCCGCAUGUGGUACAAUCGCUUAAGUGAAUACUUGUUGAGUAAAGGUUACGUCAACAAUGCGAUUUGUCUAUGCGUGUUCAUAAAGAAAUCCUUAACGGGUUUUGUGAUCAUUGUUGUGUAUGUUGAUGACCUGAACAUGAUUGGAACUCAAAAGGAAGAUUGA